AUGAGUGCGGUGGUGAAAGGACCGCGACCGUUGAUUUGUGGCCCGCCGCGGGGCGAUGAAUCUGGACCGUUGGCGGUGCAGUCGUUGUCGGCGGCGAAGCUAGGUUUUUUAAGGGUGAAGGGAAGCAAUGCGAUUGGAUCCACGUUUUUGAGACCGAUUAAGGCAAUGGAGGACUCUAGCGUUUCUUUGAGGAAUGAUUGCGCCGCCAUUUCUGGUAGAAAUCUGCGCCAGAUGUCAACCAUGGAGAAUCCAACAAACAUUGUGUGGCAUAAAAGCCCAGUGGAGAAACGUGAUAGGCAACAUUUACUUCAGCAGAAAGGCUGUGCCAUAUGGAUUACUGGUCUUAGUGGUUCAGGAAAAAGCACUGUGGCAUGUGCCUUGAGUCAAGGCUUGCACAUAAGAGGAAAGCUGACCUACAUCCUUGAUGGUGACAAUGUUCGGCAUGGUCUAAAUCGUGAUCUUAGUUUCAAAGCAGAAGAUCGUGCAGAGAACAUACGAAGAAUUGGUGGAAAGGACCGAGAUGUCUGCCGUGCAUUAUUUCCUGAAGGGGAUUUUAUUGAGGUGUUUAUGGACGUGCCACUCCAUGUGUGUGAGAAUCGGGACCCGAAGGGCCUUUACAAGCUUGCUCGAGCUGGAAAAAUCAAAGGUUUUACAGGGGUUGAUGAUCCAUACGAGCCACCAUUAAAUUGUGAGAUAGUAUUGCAGCAGAAAGGUAGUGACUGUGUCCCCCCAGGUGAGAUGGCUGAAACCGUGAUAUCAUACUUGGAGGAGAAGGGGUAUCUGCAGGCGUAA
Molecule: messenger RNA, 792 nt
Organism: Prunus armeniaca (apricot)
Lineage: Eukaryota; Viridiplantae; Streptophyta; Magnoliopsida; Rosales; Rosaceae
Source: the annotation of a GenBank genome assembly